Lingula anatina is the source of this 3011-nucleotide messenger RNA. Its product is annotated as neuroplastin. The record is from RefSeq and is a predicted model, not a curated record. Gene Ontology annotation, cellular component: plasma membrane; cell-cell junction. Gene Ontology annotation, biological process: cell-cell adhesion. Gene Ontology annotation, molecular function: cell adhesion molecule binding. Lineage: Eukaryota; Metazoa; Brachiopoda; Lingulata; Lingulida; Lingulidae.
AAUCAUAUGAUACGCCAUUUUCUUGUGAAAUUUUCAGCUCAUCAGUAGGUUCGUCAUAUAAUACGGUGUUUUAGCUACAGAACAACUGGUCUAGAGCUACACCAAUCAUUAUGCCAAAUCUUUACAUUGCGACGGUGCUUUUAGCUGUUUUAGUGGCUGUUCCUGUUCAAAGUAGCUCUGAUGGAGGAGCAUUGGAUUUAGGUGUUGAAGUUUAUGUUACCAGCAUCAACCCUGCCAGGGGACACAGAAACAUUUUAGCAGGAGAAACCAUUGAGCUAGAUUGUCAGAUCAAUGUAGCUAAUGAGCGGUCCCUGCACUGGACUCUGAAUGGGGAGCGUCUAGAUGCAGGAGCUGUAGGCACAUUGAAGAUAGAGCAGAUCUCUGGCAGCUCUCAAAACACACGUACUACACUUAAGUGGGAAAAUGUGACAUUAGCACAGUCUGGGACCUUUUUGUGCCAAGACCAAAACCAAAACCAGGGGCGGAAGGAUGUGAAUGUAGUACAGAUUACUCCAAGAGAGGGUGAGUUAAACUCCAGCCUGACCACCCCUCAGGACAUCACCCUGAGAUGUGAAGUAGAAGGGUUAGGAGCUGGCCAGUACCAGCAGCUGGAGUGGUACUUCGAUGACAAGAGAAUAGAUCUGCAGAGGGUGAAUGCAGAUGGACCCAAAUAUAACAUCAGUCACAUCAAUGAUUCUCUUGUGAUUUUUGGAGCCACCAAGGAAGAUGUAGGCACUUAUGAAUGCCUGGUGAAGACGCUUGGCAGUAAACAAGAGAAUCUAACCCAAAAAGUCCAGUUGCUAAUGGAUCCCAUGAUUACGGACUUCAGCAGAUCCAAGAACAUAGUUCAGGGUGAAUCUGUGAUUGUGAACUGUGAGAUCUAUGGGAACCCUGUGGACACUGUGGUCUGGUACAAGGAUGAUGAACCUCUGGUGGCUGAUGGGGAUCGUAUCAAACUGAUGCCACACAAAAACUUUGAGAAUGCUUCUCUGCAGAUGAAUAAGCUGGACUUCCCAGAUAGAGGAGUAUACAAGUGCUUUGCAUCCAACAAGGGAGGAGAGAGUGCUUCCAAGGCAAUUCUUAUUCGAGUUAAAGACCGCUAUGCUGCUUUGUGGCCAUUCCUGGGUAUUUGUGCUGAAGUAGCCAUUCUGUGUACUAUUAUCUUCAUCUAUGAGAAGAGGAGAGCAAAGAAGCAGGAAGAGGAGGAUCAGCAACCAGCAAAAGAACCGCUCACCAAUGAUCAUAAGGACACAGAUGUGAGACAACGCAACGUUAGGACUUAAAACUACCAUGAAGACAUGCAGUCAAGUCAUCUCUAAAACCACAGCUGAUGGUGUCAUUUACUCUUAUGGUUUACACCAUGUAAAGAAGGAUGUAUUGGUGGGGGUGAAGUGUCUGCAGCCACAAAGCACUAUACUCUUUUUUCCCUUAUAUUUGUCAUACUUUAAAUUGUCUUUUGAACACACUGAAGAAAAAGGAACAAAUAUGCAAGCCCAGGUCCCAGCAUGGCAUGUUGCAGUCUGUGGGACAGUUCCCAAUAUUGAAACAUUCUUUGAAGUUUUGAGUAAGGCUUGGUAAUUCAAAUAGGAUUAACUACAUUGUCUUUGUUACAUUGCAUGUGUACUGCUUAGUUAUAUUAAAUGAUUUUUUUAAUGUUUAAAGUGGAUUGUAUGUAUGUUUUGUGCUUGGCAAGGUAUGUAUCAGGAUGUACAGUGUUAACAUCAUAGUGCAUAGUCUUGAAAUCCAACAUAUCCAGCUACUUUAAAUUGUGUUGUGUUGUUGACUUUUUAGUCGUCUGCAUUGUGCAUUUAUUUGUAAAUAUACUGUGUCAUUUCCUUAAAUGUGAAUGAUUAGUGCCUAGUAGUUCCUGUUUGAUAUUAUAUCACCAUGAAUCACAGAAAAUGGAAAGUUUAGAUCACAAACUGAUAUUGUGAUUCUGUCUGCAACUUGUAUAUUUGUAAACAUAAAAUUUAUAUGCAGUAAGCUUGAGUUUCAUCAGGCAAUAGUUACUUGAAGACUCAAAAAUAGACUUGCGCAUUUGAAGCACGUUUUUAUGCACUAUUAAUUGGAUAUUUCAACAUCUUAAGAUAAUCAGAAGUAGGUGAAAUAUAGUUUUUUUAAAGUGUUUUUUAUUCUUUCAUUGUUAGGAUUGUUUUUGUUUUUAUCACUUCUUUGUACAUAAAAAUCUGAAUGUCCAUUGUCUUGCAGUUAUAUCAAAUACGAAGCCUAGCAAAGAAAGUAAUUUUUGUUGAUCAUCUGAAGUUACCAGUAUAAUUAGUAGUAUGGUGCUUGUGAUACAAUGUGUAAAAAGUUUGCAGAUGAAAUGAAAAAAAUGUCGAGUUUGAGUAAAAUUUGAAAUUUAGAAGUUAUAUGAACUUUGAAAUGUGUUUUAAUUUUUUUAUGGCAAGAGAGACCGCUACUUAUGGUGAAAAAGAAGGAAGUGGUAUGUUGUUACAUUUUAGAAUAUAAAACUUGAAAACUGCUUAAUCGCUCUUGGGAAUGCUACCUCACGUUUGGCUUUUUAUGACUCGAGAAAUAUUGACAACCUAAAAAAAAUAAUGCAUUUCUAGAACAUUGUAAAAAAUACUUGAAAAUAUUAGGAUUGAAUAUGCCUAUUAAUCCUUUAUGUAUAUUUUACGGUGUUAAAAUGAUGGUAGCUUCUCAAGCCAUCUAGCAUUAUCAUCUAUUUUCAAACUUAAUAUCUGUUUAGUAUAAACAUUAGCACUGUAGGGAUUAAUUAUUAUGUAUGCCUGAAUAUAUGCAAUUAUAUGUUGAGUACCAACCUAUAUUAGCUUUAACCAUCCUGUUAUUUCUAACUGGGUAACAAGUAUACGCUGUAUUUUAAUUUUGGGCAAAGUGAAUUAUUUGAUUUUAAGCUUACCAUGUGCACACAGUGUGAUCUCUUAGACUAAUUUAUAUAUAUAGUAUGUAUAUAUAUAUACCAAGGAUGUUUUCAAAUUUGUAUAAUUUUUUGUGCAAUAUAAUAAAUGUUAAUUGAUACAUCCCUCAGA